GAUGGACUCCUUCGAUCUCUUUCCCCUUGCGUGUGUAGUCAACAAUAAGUUUCUAGCUAUUCAUGGAGGUAUCUCUCCAGAUUUGAAAACGGUAACAAGGUUCUGUAUUUCCGAUUUUAGCUUGAAGACAUCAAAAAAAUUGAUAGAUACCAUGAACCACCUAGGAGUGGACUGUUUUGUGAUAUAUUAUGGAGUGAUCCAGUAGAUAAUGAUUAAGGAACAUUAGAAAAUGGAUGGAGAGGAAAUGAGGUUAGAGGUUGUUCUUGGUUUUUUGGAGUUGAUGCAGUACAUCGAUUUCUUUAAAGGAACAAUCUUAUUUCUGUUAUUAGAGCUCAUGAAGCAUAAUUAGAUGNGAAUAAUGGUUAACAUCAAAAGUAAACAUGGAAAUUAAACCUGA
Molecule: messenger RNA, 397 nt
Organism: Paramecium sonneborni
Lineage: Eukaryota; Ciliophora; Oligohymenophorea; Peniculida; Parameciidae
Source: the annotation of a GenBank genome assembly